GAAUAACUGAAACUGACUUGCUAAAAACCACAAGGUCAUGAGGUUCCCCUUUCCUUCUCUAUUUCACAAUCUAACGCACGAGCUCAUUAACCAGGAUGCCUUUGAGGAGGUAACAUCACUUUCGUGCACAUGUUCAUGCACACGUCCUGUUCGGAAAGAUGAAAAACCUACUCCGAUUUUUGGCUUUCUGUGCGCUCAGUCAACUGCCUCAAGCAGACGUCGGAGAUUUCUCGCCAUGUUUAAACGUUUUCUACCAGUUGUGGCCGCCAAAAGGUCUGAACGGAACGCCUAUUUGCCAGAAUUAUGACAACAACUACCGCUUCGCCUCUCUGUACAGCCGGGAGCGGCGCGCGCCAUGGUUUUCGGCGUACACCUUCUCCACUCCAUCGGGUAAAAGACCAAGAUGCUUGUGGAAGUAUGAACCCCAGCUGGCCAACUCCAAAGCCAGUGGUGAGAUGGUUGAUUUCCCCAUGCCCCCCAAGAAGGUGGACCAGAACGUGAUCGAUAGCCAGGCCGUGCCGGAGGACUACACCAACUCCAGUUACACGCGCGGCCACCUCAACCCCAACAUGCACCACAGCGCGAAGUACGACCGCCUAGCCACCUUCACACUCACCAACGUGGUUCCCCAGAAGCAAGGCUCCAACGAUGGACCCUGGGCUGCACUGGAGAUGCUCAUCAACAAGACACUGGACCAGUACUGCGUCGGCAAAGCGUACGUCGUCACGGGCAUCAUGCCUUACCGCGUCGGCGCGGAGCGCUGGCUGAAGGACGAGCAUCGCGUGGCCAUUCCCGAGUACAUGUGGUCGGCAUACUGCUGUCCCAAGUACAGCCAGAACCUUCCGGAGAGCCUGAGAAAGACCUUCCCGACCUUCGCCGCCAUCGGACGCAACGACCCCAACAGCACGGAGGAGAUCGUGCCCGUGGAUUGGACGAAGAAGAGGAACGUGGGGUAUGAUGUCAGGCGCAUGCCCUUGACGGACCUGGAGGCUUACCUCCGAGAGAGAUACGGGAGCAACGUUACCGUUUUUAACCAGCAGUGCUCAGAGUAGAAUAGAGCAGAGUAGAAGAGUAACUGUUAUUGAUUCCGAAGGUAAUUAUGGUGUCCAGCAGCAUACUACAAAAAUAGACAAAUACGCAAAAGAAAAUAUACAUUUCACAACAUAUGAAGACAUAUAGCACACAGUUGCCUACUGGUACAUUCAGUGUCUAGGUAAAUCACACACACACACGC
Engraulis encrasicolus (European anchovy) is the source of this 1234-nucleotide messenger RNA. Its product is annotated as endonuclease domain-containing 1 protein-like. The transcript has 3 exons. The coding region runs from base 159 to 1052 and encodes 297 amino acids. The record is from RefSeq and is a predicted model, not a curated record. Gene Ontology annotation, molecular function: hydrolase activity; metal ion binding; nucleic acid binding. Lineage: Eukaryota; Metazoa; Chordata; Actinopteri; Clupeiformes; Engraulidae.